CCCGAGGCGCACGGAGCGGCGCGCGCCGGUCGGCAGAGCCAGGCUGGCGCCCCCGCCCCCAGCCCCUCGGUCCGUCGCCCGUCCGGCGCCUUCCCGUUCUACUUACCUUCGCUCCCCGGCCCUGUGGCCGCGCUCCCUCCCUCCCGCCCCCUCCAGCCCUUGCUGCCGGGCUCCUACAGGCCCCCUCGCUGCCCGCGUUCCUAUGGACAGACGCACAGACACCUGCAGGAAAGACACUGCUGAUCCUGUAACAUGGAGGAUUGCCUUCAUACCUCAUCUGAGAAUCUAUCCAAAUUGGUCAGCUGGGCCCACAGCCAUGGGACCAUUUGCAGCCUCAUUCCAAACCUGAAACAUUUGCUUUCGGAAGGUUCCCAUGGAAACCUGACAGCAAUGUGGGGCUGUAGUGCGGGCCAUGCUUAUCACUGGCCACUGACAGCUACUUGCAGAGCUGGCUCCCAAGAAAGGGUCUGUUUCCAGGAUAACAGAAGUUUUAACUCUGAUAGUCCCAGUAUAAUUGGAGUGCCCUCUGAGACACAAACUAGCCCCGUUGAAAGGUACCCUGGGAGACCAGUGAAAGCAAAGCUAGACUGUAAUCGGACCAGAGACUCUUGUGACUUCUCUUAUUGCAGUGAGCCCUCUGAACUGGAUGAAGCUGUUGAAGAGUAUGAAGAUGAAAACACUCUGUUUGACAUGGUUUGUGAGUCUUCUGUUACAGAUGAGGAUAGUGACUUUGAACCCCAAACCCAAAGGCCUCAAAGCAUUGCUCGAAAAAGGCCUGGAAUAGUCCCAUCUUCUCUCCAUUCAAGCUCCCAGGCUCAGAUGAUUGAUGAAUGCAGCAGUGAUGUGAUCAUUAAGAAAAUCAAACAGGAGAUUCCUGAAGAUUAUUAUAUUGUGGCGAAUGCAGAGCUGACCGGAGGGGUAGAUGGACCAGCCCUCUCGUUGACGCAGAUGGCAAAACCUAAGCCUCAGACUCAUGCUGGUCCCUCCUGUAUAGGGUCUGCUAAGCUGAUUCCCCAUGUAACAUCUGCCAUCAGCACAGAGCUAGACCCACAUGGUGUGUCUGCAUCCCCCUCUGUGAUGUCUAGACCAAUCGUCCAGAAGACUGCUAGGGUAUCUUUGGCUUCACCAAGCAGAGGACCCACUGGUGCCCAUGGCACCAACCAGCAGGUGGCCAUACAGAUGCCGGUGAGCACAUCCCAUCCUAACAAACAGAUCAGCAUCCCUUUGUCUGCCCUGCAGCUGCCUGGACAGGAUGAGCAAGUUCCUUCUGAAGAGUUCCUGUCCCAUCUGCCCAGCCAGGUCUCCUCCUGUGAGGUGGCCCUUUCUCCCUCAGUUAACACAGAGCCAGAAGUGAGCUCCAGUCAGCAGCAGCCCCCAGUUGCUCCGACCAUAACCACUGAGGCCACGGCACAGUGCAUACCAGACCAGGAUGAAAGAGCAGCUGAGCUCAGCAGGGAGCAGAAUGAGAAAACCAUCCGGAGCACGCAGACCGCGCUCCGCAAUUUCCCCUAUUCUACUAAGCUCAACAAAUUUCCUGUAUUUAAUAUUAACGAUGACUUGAAUGAUCUGUGUACCAGUGCAGUAAGCCCAAAUACGACCAAAGCAACACGGUAUGCCCUGAAUGUGUGGCGAUAUUGGUGUAUGACCAAUGGGCUCAAAGAUCACACAGACAUCACCAAGAUCCCUGCAGUGAAGUUGAACGAGCUGCUUGAGAACUUUUAUGUCACCGUUAAGAAGAGCGACGGCUCAGACUUCCUGGCCACGUCGCUCCACGCCAUCCGCCGAGGCCUGGACCGCAUCCUGAAGAACGCAGGCGUGGGCUUCUCCAUCACCAGCAGCACCUUCAGCUCCUCCACCAAGAAGCUCAAGGAGAAGCUGUGGGUGCUGAGUAAGGCAGGGAUGUCAGGUGCCCGUUCUCGCAACAUCGUCUACUUCUCCCUCUCUGAUGAGGAGGAGAUGUGGCAGGCAGGGUGUCUGGGGGAUGACAGCCCCAUUACCCUUCUGUCCACCGUGGUCAAGUACAACAGCCAAUACCUGAAUAUGCGGACGCUGCAGGAGCAUGCUGAUCUGAUGUAUGGUGACAUCGAGCUGCUCAAAGACCCACAGAACCAGCCCUAUUUUGCCCGGACAGACAGCGUCAAGCGGGAGAGUCGGAGUGGUUCCACUCGAGUGUGCCACGGGAAGAUCUACCACGAGCAUUCCAGGGGACACAAACAGUGCCCUUACUGCCUCCUCUACAAGUAUAUGUACAUCCACCGACCACCCACCCAAAUGGAGGCCAAGUCCCCUUUCUACCUUACCGCCAGGAAGGAGGCCGCAGACAUGGGCAGUGUGUGGUACGAGGAACAGAGGAUGGGACUGAGGUCUCUUCGGGGAAUUGUCCCGAACUUAGCCAAGAAGGUCAAGCUGGAAAACUGUGAGAACUUCACCUUCGUCUCAUUUACUCAGGUCUCCAGGAGGCUUGGCUCCCACAGCUGCUGCCAGUGAGUCUCCCCUGGGUCCCAGCCACCACCCGACACACCCUGGCAGGCGGGCGCUCCCCCGCAGCCAAGGCCAGAGCUCUGAGGCGGCAGGGAUGACCGUGACUUCAUGGUCAGGCUGGUCCCUGUCAGUGGGACUUUGAGUGAUUUUCUUUCUUUCUUUCAAAGAUUUCUUUGACUUUGGGUUUGUUUUUUUAACUGAAAGUAGAUGAAUAUUUAGGAUGUUUUAUCCAGAUGUGUGUCACCUUUGUUAAAUUAUAGAGUCUAAUGCACUGUAUAAGUUAGUACAUACACAAGAGUGAGGAAGUUCAUUUUAUCUAGUGCCUUUUUAGCACAGAUUUUCUCAAAAAAAUAAAAGGGAGGGGGGGAAGAAAACUGUUUAAGUAGUCACUAAAAAAAAAUCCCAGUAGCCUAGUAGCUUUAGAAUGUUCUAAACACUUUGUGGAAUUACACUCACAGUGAGGAACUAGGAAGAGAGAGGCAGACAUGUUAACUAUUUCCAGGAGAAAAAUUGCACCUGGCACUCCUCCUUAUGUUUUGUUGUUGGAUAACUUGGUCCUGCAGAGCAAGCAGCCUUGCUUGAUGGAAGGUCGUGGAGCUACGCUCAGUCAUGCUGAUAGGAAGGUGGGGACUGCUCUCAGCCCUGGGAGGAACUUGAUCUCUGCAUCAAUGGAGACAGUUUUAUGAGAAAAGAUUAAUGCACCAAACGGUGCUUGUGAGAACAAGGUUUCCAAUGAACUAGACGGUUUGUACCAUGAGGGAAUUUCCAGUAGUGAGAGAAAGUGUCUUGGAAAAGCGGUCUGUGAUCAAAACGUGAAAAACCUCCUGAAGCAGAAGUGCCUACAUUUUCUUUCUCAGCGUCAUGUGAAAGCUAUUUUCGUUUGAACA
Molecule: messenger RNA, 3368 nt
Organism: Eubalaena glacialis (North Atlantic right whale)
Lineage: Eukaryota; Metazoa; Chordata; Mammalia; Artiodactyla; Balaenidae
Product: KIAA1958 ortholog
Exons: 5
Coding region: 253-2487 (744 amino acids)
Source: RefSeq, a predicted model, not a curated record